AUGCCUGAGUACGCCAAGAACCAGCCCGUCGGCUUCGAGAACGCUAUUGAGAGAGUCGCUAUUGUUGGUGCGGGAGGCACCGUUGGAUCUCACUUCGUCGCCGCUCUCCUCGGAACCGGCAAACACAAAGUGACGGCCCUCUCCCGAAAAGACAGUGGCAACACACUUCCUGAGGGCGUCCUCGUCGCCCCAAUUGACUAUGAUGACGAGGCUACGAUUGUCGCUGCACUCAAGGGCCAACAGUUCUUGAUCAUCACUUUAUCUCCCACUGCACCUCGCGACACCCACAGCAGGCUCGUCCAGGCUGCCGCUAAGGCUGGUGUCCCCUACAUCAUGCCCAAUAGUUACGCUGGCGAUCUUGAACAAGUUAAACUCGGAGAGGAUACCAUGCUGGGGCCCGUGGCCCAGGCCAACCGACAUGAGAUUGAGAGACUCGGUAUGAAGUGGAUUACCGUGUGCUGUGGGUUUUGGUAUGAUUACAGCCUAGCUGGUGGUGAAGCGCGCUUCGGGUUCGACUUUGACAAGCGAUCUCUGACGAUCUAUGAUGAUGGCAACACCAAGAACUCGGUAUCGACAUUGUCGCAGGUUGGGCGGGCCGUGGCUAAACUGCUGGGUUUGAAAGUGCUUCCUGACGACGAAAGCGACGAAAGCCUUACGGUGUCGAAGUGGCUUAACAAGGCUCUGUAUGUCAAGAGCUUUGUUGUCGGCCAAAACGAGAUAUUCGAGAGCGUCAAGCGCGUCACGGGCACUAGUGACGCUGACUGGACGGUUACCUACGAGGAUACCAAGAAGCGAUACGAAGAUGGCCUGGCGCUUGUUAAGAGUGGUAACAGGGCUGGCUUUGGUAAAAUGCUCUACGCAAGGGCGUUCUACCCGGAUGAGCCGAGUGAUUGCUCGGCCAAGGCACAAAAUGAGCUACUGGGUUUACCGGAAGAGAACCUGGAUGAGGCUACCCAAGUCGGGAUAAAUAUGGUCAAGCAACUUCAACGCCGUGCUGAGCGUAUGGCGUCAUAG
This is a messenger RNA of Penicillium brasilianum, 1014 nucleotides long. Lineage: Eukaryota; Fungi; Ascomycota; Eurotiomycetes; Eurotiales; Aspergillaceae. The record is from the annotation of a GenBank genome assembly.